AUGCUGAAUCUAUCGCUACCCUUCCAUAAUAAUAACCGACACAGCGCGGGCGUCUCGCCCGCGCAGACCGUAGUCACCUUCACGGACGCCGCCGUCGGCGGCGCCGACAAGAAGGACGCCAACGUCGUCCAGGUGACGGAGUCGUCCUCCUCCGGCUCGCGCACACAGCACUACGAGGCGGAAAAGGACGACGCCAUCCGCAUGGAGAAGAUCUCCAAGAACCUGUCUGCGUCGUCCAACGGCACCGUUCGCGAGGAACUCGACCUGGAAAAGUCGCCCUCCGCGGACGGAGACGCCGGUCCGCCGCGCCUGAAGCAAGGUCUGCAGUCGCGUCACGUGCAACUGAUCGCACUGGGUGGCGCUAUCGGGACCGGGCUACUGGUCGGGACCUCGUCCACGCUGCAUACAUGCGGCCCCGCGGGGCUGUUCAUUUCGUACAUCAUUAUCUCCGCGGUGAUCUACCCGAUCAUGUGCGCACUGGGCGAGAUGGUGUGCUUCCUGCCCGGGGACGGCUCCGACAGUGCCGGGUCUUCUGCCAAUCUGGUCACUCGGUACGUGGACGCGUCGCUGGGAUUCGCUACUGGCUGGAAUUACUACUACUGUUACGUGAUCUUGGUGGCCGCCGAGUGUACGGCGGCCUCCGGGGUUGUCGAGUACUGGACUACCUCCGUCCCCAAGGGGGUCUGGAUCACCAUCUUCCUGCUUGUUGUCGUGCUGUUGAACUUCUCCGCCGUCAAAGUAUACGGUGAGUCCGAGUUUUGGUUUGCGUCCAUCAAGAUCCUGUGUAUCGUGGGACUGAUUAUUCUUUCGUUCAUCCUGUUCUGGGGUGGUGGGCCGAAGCAUGAUCGUCUCGGGUUCCGCUACUGGCAACACCCGGGGUCCUUCGCGCACCAUCUCACGGGCGGCUCGCUGGGGAACUUCACGGACAUCUACACCGGGAUCAUCAAGGGCGCCUUCGCGUUCAUUCUGGGCCCGGAGCUGGUGUGCAUGACUUCGGCCGAGUGUGCGGACCAACGCCGCAAUAUCGCCAAGGCGUCGCGCCGUUUUGUGUGGAGGCUGAUCUUCUUCUACGUGCUGGGCACGUUGGCCAUCACCGUGAUUGUGCCCUACAACGAUCCAUCUUUGGUCAAUGCGCUGGCGCAGGGCAAGCCCGGCGCCGGGUCUUCGCCCUACGUGAUCGGGAUCCAGAACGCCGGUAUUAAGGUUCUCCCCCACAUCAUCAACGGGUGCAUUCUGACCAGUGCGUGGUCUGCUGCAAACGCCUUUAUGUUUGCAAGCACUAGAUCGCUGCUGACCAUGGCGCAGACGGGCCAGGCGCCCAAGUGCCUCGGUAAAAUCAACCGGUUCGGUGUUCCGUACGUGGCCGUGGGCGUGUCAUUCUUGUGCUCGUGCCUGGCGUAUUUGAACGUGUCUUCGUCCACUGCGGACGUGUUCAACUGGUUCUCCAACAUCAGCACCAUCUCUGGGUUUCUGGGCUGGAUCUGCGGGUGCAUCGCGUACCUGAGAUUCCGCAAGGCCAUCUUCUACAACAACAUGUACGAAAGACUGCCCUUCAAGACCUGGGGCCAGCCGUACACCGUUUGGUUCUCGCUCACGAUCGUGUCCAUCAUCACCAUCACCAACGGGUACGCCAUCUUCAUCCCCAAGUACUGGAAAGUGGCCGACUUUAUCGCCGCCUACAUCACCCUGCCCAUCUUCCUCGUGCUGUGGUUGGGCCACAAGCUCUACACCAGGACCUGGAACCACUGGUGGCACUCGGUGUCCGAGAUCGACGUUACCACGGGCCUGGUCGAAAUCGAAGAGAAAUCAAGAGACCUCGAAGAAAUGAGACUGCCUCCCUCCACUUUCAGGGAGAAGUUCAUGGACGCGCUGUUGUAA
Molecule: messenger RNA, 1878 nt
Organism: Saccharomyces eubayanus
Lineage: Eukaryota; Fungi; Ascomycota; Saccharomycetes; Saccharomycetales; Saccharomycetaceae
Gene: PUT4
Product: proline permease PUT4
Exons: 1
Coding region: 1-1878 (625 amino acids)
Biological process (GO): amino acid transmembrane transport
Cellular component (GO): membrane
Molecular function (GO): amino acid transmembrane transporter activity
Source: RefSeq, a predicted model, not a curated record